CUACUGCCUCAGUCGCCUCUCUGACGUCGCACGGUACGGACGUGCGCGUUAAUUUACCUUGUUAAUUUAUAUGUUACAAUGAAUAUAGUGAUGUGGUAGUUUAAAGGUGGAAGUGCAAGUGAAGUGCGGCAAAGGAUUUCAGUUCGGAUCUUGAUUGAUUGUGAGAGUGUAUCUCUUACGGAUUUUAAUACCGUUGUGCCUCGCUUCGGUGGUUCUGUUAAUAACCUGUGGAUCUACAGUCGCUAUCCCGAUCAAUGUAAUGGAACUAUCAUAAAAAAAUCAGUGCUUAAUUUAAAACAUUAUCGAAUGGAAAACAGUUGUGUUAAUUUAGAUUAUGCUCUCUAAUUAAAAUGGAGAGGAAAUUAACUCGUGAAGACUUUAUGCGUAAGAGUUUCCGUGCGCCUAGAGCGGCGCAGAGCCCCGAGACGCAGGGUAACGGACCUCAACCACCUCUCGUCUCCUUAGCCAUGCUGGAACGCACCCCACAACCGUCCAGGGCCCAGUACGAGGUCACCGCAUCAGGCAUAGCGCCCAAACGUCUAGAAAUAAACAGAACCCAUCCAAUACAUCUCAAAUCGUUCCAAACACCGGAUCCCCCAGAUGAAAACGGCCCGACACCGCCAUCUGACGAUGUACUACGCAAACUGGAACGACAAAUCGGUGAAAUGGAACGAGGUCUGGAACGAGCUCAGAAUGGAAAUGUGUCUGUAGAUGAGAGAGUGAGAUAUGCGGAACAUGAGAACUUACUACGUACAGGGGUGUCGUCAGUCGGCGGUGGGGGAUAUCUCCCAACGGAUUCUGAUACGGAACACGAUACGGUACCGUUCAAUAGGAACGAAACGACUCGCAGUAGCACAGGCGCGACAGCACCAGCAACUCGACCGGCCACUCGUCUGGCGAGGACGCAUUCGGAUACUCAACAGCACAAUGUAGCAGCUACAGCUCGUUUGAUGAGGAAGCUAGCUGACGGUGGGACAAAAGACGAGAAGAGUAAGGUGAUAUCUCGAAAGGCGAUACAAGCGCGUAUGGAACGCGUGAAAAAUUCAGUGGUUGGUACGAAGCACGAACAUCGUGUGCUCGCCGAACAUAAAGCCGAGCCUCCGGCGCGUACACCAACAUCGCCUGUCUCCCCCAGGUCUUCUGUACAGAGCGCGUCGGAGUCGUCGGCUGGAGCGGGGGGCGGCGGGUCGGGGGGUAGCGCACGGGUCUCAUCUCGCUCCCGCACCUCUGAGGAGCCACAUAUUGGCAAGUACAAAUUAUUGAAGACGAUUGGUAAGGGUAACUUUGCGAAGGUGAAAUUGGCCAAGCAUGUCCCCACCGGCAAGGAAGUGGCCAUCAAGAUUAUCGACAAGACCCAGCUCAACCCCGGCUCGCUGCAGAAGCUGUUUAGAGAGGUACGGAUAAUGAAAAUGUUGGACCACCCGAACAUUGUGAAACUAUUCCAAGUGAUAGAGACAGAAAAGACCCUUUACCUCGUAAUGGAGUACGCGUCUGGCGGAGAGGUGUUCGACUACUUGGUGCUGCACGGCCGUAUGAAGGAGAAGGAGGCGCGGGCAAAGUUCCGUCAGAUAGUUUCCGCGGUGCAGUACUGCCAUCAAAAGAGGAUCAUACAUAGAGAUCUCAAGGCUGAAAAUCUUCUAUUAGACGGCGAGAUGAAUAUAAAGAUAGCAGACUUUGGAUUUUCUAAUGAAUUCACUCCGGGAUCUAAGUUGGAUACUUUCUGCGGCAGUCCUCCUUACGCCGCUCCCGAACUGUUUCAAGGCAAGAAGUACGAUGGUCCGGAGGUGGACGUGUGGUCUCUGGGUGUGAUCCUGUACACGCUGGUCUCCGGCUCGCUGCCAUUCGACGGCUCCACACUGCGCGAGCUCCGGGAGAGGGUACUCAGGGGAAAGUACAGAAUACCAUUCUAUAUGUCUACGGAUUGCGAGAAUCUGCUAAAGAAGUUUCUAGUACUGAAUCCGGCAAAACGCGCCUCCCUUGAGAAUAUAAUGCGGGACAAGUGGAUGAACACCGGAUAUGAAGAUGAUGAGCUCAGGCCAUAUGUUGAGCCGCAGCAGGACUUCAAAGAUCAUAAGCGGAUAGAGGCGCUAGUGUGUUUGGGCUACAAUAGACAAGAGAUAGAGUUCUCUUUGGCGGAGGCGAAAUAUGACGACGUCUUUGCGACAUAUUUGUUGCUGGGAAGAAAGAGUACUGAUCCGGAGUCUGACGGCAGUCGGUCAGGAUCGUCUCUGUCGUUACGUAACGCAGCCGCACCGCAAACGCAGCCGCAGCAAGCGAACGCGCACGCAGGCGCGUGCGGGUCUCCGUCGCACCGCGGCGUGCAGCGCAGCAUCUCGGCCUCCGCGCGCCCCGCCGCCUCGCGCCGCGCCUCCUCCGGCGCCGAGGUGCUGCGUGCACAAGUGGGCACGACCACGAGCGCCGCAAAUAAUACAACAUCGACUGCGACAACUACCACUUCUAACUUUAAAAGACAGAAUACAAUCGAUUCAGCAUCAAUCAAAGAGAACACGGCGCGGAUUGCUCAAAUGCAGGUACAGAACACGACACGACCGAGCAGCGCACAGCCCAAACUGGAGCCGAGAUCCCGUACGUUGACUGGCGGACAGCGCCGCACCGCACUGGAGGCUGCGCCUGCGCAUGCGCCGCACACCGCACAUGCGCCGCACGCACCUCACACUGCUCACCCCACACCUGUCAAACUAUCGCCGCCAAACGACACGCCCAGUUCAACGCAACCGGAGACUAAGAACGGUGUGGGGGGAGGGGCGGGGGGAGUGAACGGAAGUGGUGGGGGUACGGGGAGCGCGGGUGGCGGGGGGGCCACCCCCUCGGGGGGUAAGACCCACGUCAAAAGUGCCUCCAUCUCGUCGGGCAGUGGAGCACCGCCCUUAACGGAUACUGCGGCACAUAAUGCGUCCGCGCGGGACCUCGCGCCGCCUCGCCCAAGCUUGAACUCGAGCCUGUCAAGUGGCGGGGCGGGCGCGGGCGCGACUGCACGACGCGAGUUCCCCAAUCCACUUGUGUUCCCCAGAAAUGUGCCCUCGCGCUCCACCUUCCACUCAGGUCAAACGCGGUCUCGCGGAUCUAGCGCAGGGGGGGCGUACGGUGACGGGGGCUCCCCCCACCAGGCACGACCCUCCUUCUUCUCCAAACUCUCCUCGCGCUUCUCCAAACGCUUAUCGGUGUUGGGUGAAUCGACUGGGCGACAGAAACCGCGCAUAUUUUCCUCUCUGGACAUACAGCGGAGGCCAUUGGACGGUAACACUCCGAAGCAUGCGGUAGGCGCUAGCCCAGCCCUGCUUGGGCAGGGCAACGAGGAGCAGGUGAAGCCGCGAGUGCUGCGCUUCACCUGGAGCAUGAAGACCACCUCCAGCAGAGAUCCCAAUGAGAUCAUGGCUGAGAUACGUAAGGUGCUGGACGCCAACAACUGUGACUACGAGCAGCGUGAACGUUUCCUGCUGCUGUGUGUUCACGGUGACCCCAAUGCGGACUCACUGGUGCAGUGGGAGAUAGAGGUGUGCAAGUUGCCGCGUCUCAGCCUCAACGGUGUGCGAUUUAAGAGAAUAUCCGGUACAAGCAUCGGUUUUAAGAACAUUGCAUCAAAGAUCGCCAACGAGCUGAAGCUGUGACUGCCCGCGCCCGCGCCGCCCGCCCCCGCCUGCCCGUGCUCGGAGCCCGGCAGCGCGCGGCUCUCCGCCGAGGAUAUGGUGUCUGUGGCCAACGGCGGCGCGGUGACGUCAUCC
This is a messenger RNA of Papilio machaon (common yellow swallowtail), 3743 nucleotides long. It is a transcript of the gene par-1, whose product is annotated as serine/threonine-protein kinase MARK2. Bases 351 to 3629 code for a protein of 1092 amino acids. Gene Ontology annotation, biological process: microtubule cytoskeleton organization; protein phosphorylation; intracellular signal transduction. The record is from RefSeq and is a predicted model, not a curated record. Gene Ontology annotation, cellular component: cytoplasm. Lineage: Eukaryota; Metazoa; Arthropoda; Insecta; Lepidoptera; Papilionidae. Gene Ontology annotation, molecular function: protein serine/threonine kinase activity; tau-protein kinase activity; ATP binding. The transcript is spliced from 24 exons.